CCUCGGCAAGGCUUUGCGGUGGGCGGGGUAUAAUAUCGCUGGGCGGGGCAACUGUAGAACAGUGACAGAUGAGAGAGGCCGCAGUGGGAGCUGCUACACCAUGAGAUUUGUGUUGCUGCGUUAGUGACCUACACAAAGAGGGAUGCCGUUGCCCCUGGGCACUCACCAAACUGGACAACUGCACUUACUGAUCCAAGGCACAGUGCUUGGGUAACAAGGAGGGCAGCAUGAGUGGGCAACGCGUGGACGUUAAAGUGGUGAUGCUGGGAAAAGAAUCCGUUGGGAAGACAAGCCUUGUGGAGAGAUAUGUGCACCACCGCUUCCUUCAAGGACCCUACCAGAAUACCAUUGGAGCUGCAUUUGUUGCCAAAACUAUGUAUGUGGAUGGGCGCAGUCUAACAUUGGGAAUAUGGGACACUGCUGGCUCUGAACGUUAUGAAGCCAUGAGUCGCAUCUAUUACCGAGGGGCCAAAGCAGCUAUAGUUUGUUAUGAUCUCACUGACGCCAGCAGUUUUGAUCGAGUCAGAUUCUGGGUGAAUGAGCUGCAGAACUUUGAGGAGCACUGCCGGAUUUACAUUUGUGGUACCAAAAGUGACUUAAUUGAAAAUGAUAAAAGCCUGCGUCAGGUGGACUUCCAUGAUGUUCAGGAUUAUGCCGAAGAGAUAAAAGCUCAAGUCUGUGAGACAUCUAGUAAAACUGGCCAGAGUGUCGAUGAGCUUUUCCAGAAAGUAGCCGAGGACUGUGUGAACUUUAAUUCUAUGCAUGGUCCAACAGAGGCAAAAGGUGUGGAUCUGAAUCAAAAGCGAAAUUCCACGAUGUACUCCUGCUGCCAUCACUAGGUGUCAUGUGCCCAGGCACCCACCUCUAUCUCAGACUGCCUUUUUGUUCUAGAUGAGUUUUUUUUUUUUUCUUCCUUACAGUGACUUUUACGAGGUGAUUGAAAGGAAAACUGUAUUCUUCAUUCCUGGAAAACGAAUCUGUUGCCAAAUAUGUCUACUGCUGUAGUUCCACAUGUCUUGCUCUGUGGCAAACACACACUGAUGUACAGAAUAAAGAACUCUCACUGGAUACAACCAACACGGAUUGUCUGACACUUCUCUAGGGUCCUAUGUAUAUAUAUAUAUAUUAUGUACAGAUUUCCGACCGCUUGUUCUGACAUGCUGUAAAUUCAAUCAAAUUCAUGAAUGUUAAAUACGCCUGACUGGAGGUGAAAUGAUAUAUGGUUAAGUCCUUUACAGACAACUUUAAUGUACUUACCUUCUAUUCAUGGUGCCAUUUAAAGCUCUUUCAAUUUUAUGUGCGACAGUCACCUGCCCCUGUUUUCUCAGUGUGUGACAGGUAUACAACGGAUAUACUUUGUACUGAUCUGGUGCUGGUGCAUUGUGGUACCUGUGCCAGAUAGAGCCACGUAUACAUAUUUUACGUAACGAAUAGUUGAUGAGAUUUUCCAUCAGCUGCAGGACAGACAAGCAAACUAUAUAUUUGUGUAUUUGAGCCUUCUAUUGGCCAUCACAAUAUUAGUAUUUCACAUAUACUUCAGACUUUGCAACUCCUUAUAGAUUAGACAGCCUAUGCCCUACUGACUAAUAUCUUGUAGGAGCACAACCAGAUAUCAAUCAAGCUGGCUUGAAAAUCCCUUUAGGGACUGCCAAUUUUGUACUUUCUACAAAAGGAGAUAUUUCUAUUUCGUGAGGAUUUUGCUCUGUCUUAUAACAAAAAAUUAAUUCAAUUUUAACCAUAUUGGUUAAAGGAUAACACUAUACUGUCACAGUCAUAAUAAACCUGGUGCUUUAAUUCUAAGCACCCCGGCUAUCAAUACUUCCUUCCAGCAAUGGGUCCCUGAGUUUGAUUUGCACCAGGGCACUGUCAGGUUGGAGUUUCUAUGUUCUUCCUGUGCACCAAAAACAUACAGGCAUAUUCAUUGGCUCCUGAUGAAACUAACUAUAGUGUGCAUGGUAGGGGUCUCGGGCUGGAAGCUCCAUUGGGACAGAGGAAAAUGUGAUUGCUAAAGAUCUAUGCUGUAUAACAUGCCAAUACUAUAUAAAUAAAGGAAAAUAAUAGUAAACAUAUAGGCAGGACCCGAGGAGAUUGGCUCUAUUGUGGGCAAAUGUGAUAGGGACCUUAGAUAGUAAGAGCCACUGGUGCAGGGACUAACGUGAAUGAUAUAUAAUCUCUAUAUAAUAUGUCAGCACUGUAUUGAUGAAGGUUUAUAAUAAAAUAGCACCCUGCAUUCUUUGGAUUUUUCAGCUCUUAAAAGACGCAGAGAGCUGGAGUAUGGAAGUGCUGGUUUGCAUUACCUGCCCGGUGGUAAGGUCCUUGCACUUUUUAGCUGCCAUAGAGAAUAUUUUACUUGUCUGGUAUAAACCUUCAUGUAUAUGGUUCCAUUGCCUUUUUCUUUUUUUGGCUACAAUUCCUAACAAUUGGAAAUGUCCAUUUGCAUUGUGUAUUUUGCUUCACUUGUUUUUCUUAAUUUGAAACCUAGUAUGCAUUACAAAUAAAAAAACAUGGGGCAUUGUUUUAUUCUCUUUUUUAGCCUCUGUUGUACCAUUUAUACUGUUUAUUAAAGGGAAAGUAUUCCCAAAUAAUAAUA
Xenopus laevis (African clawed frog) is the source of this 2590-nucleotide messenger RNA. RefSeq names its product RAB24, member RAS oncogene family L homeolog (gene rab24.L). The record is from RefSeq and is a predicted model, not a curated record. The coding region runs from base 228 to 839 and encodes 203 amino acids. Gene Ontology annotation, molecular function: GTPase activity; G protein activity; GTP binding. The transcript has 9 exons. Gene Ontology annotation, cellular component: cytosol; perinuclear region of cytoplasm; bounding membrane of organelle. NCBI's taxonomy places the organism in Eukaryota, Metazoa, Chordata, Amphibia, Anura, Pipidae.